UCUCUCCCUCUCUCUCUCUCUUCAGUCCCUCCUCUCGAAAUUCCCCCAAAAGGAAAAUGAUAAGGCUUUUCAAGAUCAAGGACCAGAAGAAGGAGGAAGCUGCAAAUACGAAUGGACGACCGCCUGGAAAGAAACAAAGCGCAGGCGAAUUACGUCUUCACAAAGAUAUCAGUGAGCUAAACCUGCCGAAAACUACUACUAUAUCUUUUCCCAAUGGGAAAGAUGAUCUGAUGAAUUUUGAGAUCAGCAUCCGUCCCGAUGAAGGAUUUUAUUUAGGUGGUACAUUUACAUUCACCUUCCAAGUCUCUCCUUCGUAUCCCCACGAACCACCUAAAGUCAAGUGCAAGACAAAGGUUUAUCAUCCUAAUAUUGACCUCGAGGGUAAUGUCUGCCUUAACAUCCUCCGUGAGGACUGGAAGCCUGUUCUCAACAUAAACACUGUCAUCUAUGGGUUGAAUCUUCUUUUCACGCAACCCAACGAUGAGGACCCACUAAAUCAUGAAGCAGCUGCUGUUCUACGCGACAACCCGAAGUUGUUUGAAACCAAUGUGAGAAGGGCCAUGGCUGGUGGAUAUGUUGGUCAAACCCACUUCACCAGGUGCUUAUAAAUUGAACGCCCGCACCAGAAGAUCUCAACUGAGUGCUGUAAAUUCUAUCUGGUGAUCUCGGAGUAACUUGGCAAUUCUUGAUGCAUGUGUUUUACGGUUCUUUCAAUUUUGCAUCAUUGCUACGUGUGAAACUUAUAUCUGUUUGCUGAAUACCUUUUGAGUUUAUGUUUCCAGUUCCAUGGUAAAGUGUGAAUGAUGUUUGGCUCCUUAAAUGGAAAAUAUGUACCGCUACUAUGAUAAUAUACCAUGAACUAUUCUCUAUGGUCUCUA
Asparagus officinalis (garden asparagus) is the source of this 878-nucleotide messenger RNA. Its product is annotated as NEDD8-conjugating enzyme Ubc12-like. The coding region runs from base 57 to 608 and encodes 183 amino acids. The transcript has 6 exons. The record is from RefSeq and is a predicted model, not a curated record. NCBI's taxonomy places the organism in Eukaryota, Viridiplantae, Streptophyta, Magnoliopsida, Asparagales, Asparagaceae.